Messenger RNA from Amphimedon queenslandica, 720 nucleotides. Its product is annotated as ubiquitin carboxyl-terminal hydrolase 24-like. The record is from RefSeq and is a predicted model, not a curated record. Lineage: Eukaryota; Metazoa; Porifera; Demospongiae; Haplosclerida; Niphatidae. The transcript is spliced from 3 exons. The coding region runs from base 21 to 698 and encodes 225 amino acids.
AGGUCCUCAGUGGUAAGCUAAUGCCGACCAAUCAGAUCACUGAAGUCGAUUCAUCUCAAACUUUCCGUCGAAACUUCCUAGAGGCCGAAGGCCUCAAAGUUGUUCUUAACAUACUCCACAGCUCCAAUUUCCCUCCGGAAACCGACGUUACCGUCCGUCAAGACUGUUACGCAAUCACUCUAACCCUAGCGAGAAUCCUUUUAUGUCCUCCGCCCACUUCGUCCGAUACUGAAGGUGGUGUGGAGGGAGUUGAUAAGCCACACCUUCCUGUUGGUAGACAGAUGAGUCGGAAUGUAGAGGAUGAGGUCGCUAGACAUACAAUAGAGACAAUGACUAAUGAUGAUUUCCGAACCAUCCUCUCCUGCCUAAUGAGAGUCUGCUGGUCAGCAGGAGCUGGUAAACUGUAUCUUGCUACAGGAGAGGGCAGCGAUCAGUUGAAGUCUGGCCUGUGCUCUUUCACUACCAGUGUAGUUAACAGCAAGGAUGUCAGUAUUGCUCAAGAGUCUCUAGAACUUCUCGUCACUUGUCUAAAACUCCGUAAAAACCUUUUGAAAAUCUUCUAUGAGCUCUCACGUGUAGAAGAGUUUGUGAUUGAUGUGUUACUGGGCUCCUCCCAGCCCGACCUCCGGAACCAAAUGAUGGAAUCCUUUUUUGAUCUUUGUUUGGAUGCUAGGUUUUACUCAGGUAGGAUAAAAUGAAUAAAUGAAUAUUGUAAAGAUG